CCAGUUUGAAGAAAUCCUCACAAAAUUAUUCACUGCAUAUUGUGGGCGUGGACUGUUUGAACCAUCCAAUCACAACGCUUGUGUAUUGACUCUCCAGCCAUGACAACAAACUUUCGCCAUUGCUUGGAGUUGGACGAAGUGAGACAGAGCGUCGUAGUAAAUGUAUCUGUGUUAAUUGCAGUUAAGACAAAUGUUUCUGCGAGGAUGAACGGAUUCAGCACUGGCGAAGAAGAUUCAAGGGGCCCACCAGACCAAGUGUGCUGUCUAGUGGAUGAUGGAGAGAGAUGUAUGCGACCAGCUGGUAACGCGUCAUACAGCAAACGAAUACAAAAGAUCGUCACUCAAAGAAGAUUAAAACUGCACAUAGACCGUGUGGCGAGGCACAUAUACAUAUGUGAUUAUCAUAAGACUGUCAUACAGUGUGCACGAACAAAACAAAGACGAAGGAAGGAUUCAGAAGAUGACUCAAAUGAAACUGAUACAGAUGUUCCUGAAGUGGACUUGUUUCAGCUGCAGGUGAAUACGUUACGAAGGUACAAACGCCAUUACAAAGUGGCAACGAGGCCAGGCAUAAACAAAGCUCAAUUAGCUGAUACACUGAUGAAGCACUUUAAAUCCAUACCUGUUAAAGAGAAGGAGAUAUUGACUUUCUUCAUUUACAUGGUGAAAACCAACAGCAAUAAGCUUGAUCAGAAAAACGGAAUAAAUGUUGAUGCAACGUAGAUGAUUUUACUAUGAAAUAUUCUUGUAUGUGCUGUUCGUGGGUCUUCUGAAUCGUGUACAUAGAUGAAUACUGUUGAAAUUUUGCAGUGGUCUCAACUGCAACUUGUGAAUUGCAUUUUGAAAAUGAAGAAAGGGAAGUGUAGGACCUUUGCAUUUUUUGGUUACUGUUUUGUAAAUGUUUGUUACUUAGUAAAUGAAAUCAAGUGACAAACAGCUAUAACAGUAUAUUUACAUGCAACAAAAGUGUUGCCAGUACCUUUUUUAUAUGUGGCUUGUUAAUCCGACAGUUAUUCUAUAGAUGUGAUGGCAUUGGUAUAGCUGCACUUGAAUCCAAAUACAAUUGAUGAUGAAGAUAAAUUUGGUGCAGCAGCACAGUUUAUGAUUAAGAAGUCACUAGAAAAGUUACAUGUAAUGGCAACCAACAUUAUCAGCUGGAUAAUUUCAGAAAUUUGGCAUCUUCAUCAUGUAUACUAUAGUCCCUACAUCCCACCAACAGUCAGAUGGAUGAACAGCAGUGUUUGCCAGUCAUGAAGCACGUCAAAUGGCAGAGAAAUAGAGAUUGUGAAUUGAAAACAGUGGAAGCUGCAACUGAAGAAAGAACAAUUGAUUCAAAGGAGAUGCUGAGUUUAGCAUAAACACCAUGGAGCUGUCAACACUUGAUUAUCAUUGUUUCAUUAUGCUUCUAAGACAGUACUCUUGUGAAUGAUGAGUGUAUUUGAACAAAAAUGUAUUGCAACUAAUUUAUUAAAGUUGAAUUACCAGAGA
This is a messenger RNA of Schistocerca piceifrons (Central American locust), 1488 nucleotides long. RefSeq names its product histone deacetylase complex subunit SAP30 homolog (gene Sap30). The coding region runs from base 100 to 723 and encodes 207 amino acids. Gene Ontology annotation, biological process: regulation of DNA-templated transcription. NCBI's taxonomy places the organism in Eukaryota, Metazoa, Arthropoda, Insecta, Orthoptera, Acrididae. Gene Ontology annotation, cellular component: histone deacetylase complex. The transcript has 8 exons. The record is from RefSeq and is a predicted model, not a curated record. Gene Ontology annotation, molecular function: transcription coregulator activity; protein binding.